Pocillopora meandrina is the source of this 429-nucleotide messenger RNA. The record is from the annotation of a GenBank genome assembly. NCBI's taxonomy places the organism in Eukaryota, Metazoa, Cnidaria, Anthozoa, Scleractinia, Pocilloporidae.
UUUUUUUCAGCCUGCAGCCUUCCUGGAGAGUCCAUUAAAGCUACUAGUGGUCACAUAUCCAGCCCCAAUUUUCCCAACAACUUUGACGCAAACAGGAAUUGUAUCUGGAAUAUCACGGUACCCGGUGGGAAAAUCAUCAAACUGACCUUCUUGAAAUUUACCCUGGUAGCAGAUGAAAAUGAUGACUGUGCUGGAGCGGCAGCAGAUAGCGCCCGAGUCUUUAUCACAAACGUUGCCUCCCAUGGAGGGAAUCCUAAUGACUUUAAGAUCUGUGGUCAAAAACUUCCCCCUCCUGUGUACUCCGAGGGAAAUUUCAUUCAAGUGAGAUUUCAAUCUGGCACCGGCCUUGUAAACAAAGGGUUCAAUGCAUCCUUUGAGGCGAUAGAUGGAGAUUCACGUAAGAGCUUAUCUUCUAUGGUAGUUUAUUAA